This is a messenger RNA of Paraglomus brasilianum, 969 nucleotides long. The record is from the annotation of a GenBank genome assembly. Lineage: Eukaryota; Fungi; Glomeromycota; Glomeromycetes; Paraglomerales; Paraglomeraceae.
AUGGGAUUCGAUUCGUCUAGUCAAAUCAUUGAACAUAGUUUCUUUGACGGAGAACAGGGCAUCUUUACUGCUCGACGUGGCGAGACGAUCCUAGUAGCAAGUAUUUGGAAGUCUAUGAUUAUGAGCCAAAUGGAAAGCACCGCUGAAUUCUGUGCAGAUCGAUUUGAUAGUAAAACUGGCACAGCAGAAUUGGAGCGAAAAGACUGGUCGGAAUCUCUAAAACCAGAAGGUGAUCUAUUCGUAGAUAGAAGGACUAAUUUACAACAGAGGAGCAUUAUCGAACGAAGACUUCCUAUCAAGGCCCGGCGCAAAAGACGACCCAAGAUGACUGAUUUAGAAUGUCGAAUCAUUCAGGUGGAAGUUCAGAGGCUGAAAAAUAUCGAAUGGAAGAUUCCCGCCACCACGUAUAAAGGACUCGAUGAAGAGGAGCAAUAUCUCAAGACGAGUUAUAUACAAGCGACUUUGGAAGAGAUAAGCAUCAUCCUCCUCUCCGGAGGCGCGCCUCCUGUGGAAAUCGGGGAAGAAUCAGAUGCAGGUGUCUGCCCUGCUACUGAGAAGAAGAAGGACAUAAGAAGCAAUGAGGUAGGCCGUGGCUGCUACAGGGGGAUUUGUACGGUGAGGCGCACUGUCCAAUAUCUGCUACCCAGGGCUUUAAAUUCGGCCUCAGCCUUGAUUGCUCGAAUCUUAUCGAGCCCUUCUGGGUUGAAGAAGCGACUUGCUAUUGAGCUCGAUGGAUAUUGGAGAUACAUUGUCCAGAUUACAUGUAUAGAACACUCGACAUUAGUAAUAUCCGACGGUAUUUCACUCGAUGAAAUACGAUUAUCAGACAUUUCAUCGAAUUGGUGGUACCCAGAAGCGCAGUUACUUGUGCCCCAAUCAAUAAAGAGGGCUACUUUAGGAAAACUAAAGCCGCGGCGGCUGCUAUGGGGCUACCCAGAGCAGCCCCAAUCGAUAAGAGGGUCACUUUAG